AUGGUAUGUCUUUUCAAAACCCCAGAGAUAAAGGAGGUAAUGGCGCAGUCGGCCACGCAGUGGGACGACGACCGCGUCGAAACCACACCCGGGCAGAAGAAUAAACAAGAGUUCCCCUCUCGCCCGCCGGGCCUGGAUCGGAAGUAUACCUGGGUGCUCACGCGCGCGAUGGGUGCGCGGGAGUCAGAGAAGAAAGAGGCGGGGGAGCAAGAGGGGGCCGAGAUCUGCAAGAGUCUGAUGCAGAUUCCUGUUUAUCGAGCGCGAUCAGAUCGCCGCAGUGUUCAAACCGCCUUUGGAUACACCGACAGAGGGAAGGACUUGGACAUGUGA
Prorocentrum cordatum is the source of this 330-nucleotide messenger RNA. Lineage: Eukaryota; Dinophyceae; Prorocentrales; Prorocentraceae. The record is from the annotation of a GenBank genome assembly.